Molecule: messenger RNA, 2365 nt
Organism: Pyrgilauda ruficollis (rufous-necked snowfinch)
Lineage: Eukaryota; Metazoa; Chordata; Aves; Passeriformes; Passeridae
Gene: GFI1
Product: growth factor independent 1 transcriptional repressor
Exons: 7
Coding region: 86-1291 (401 amino acids)
Cellular component (GO): nucleus
Source: RefSeq, a predicted model, not a curated record
AGGAGAUUCGGGGGUGACACUCGCCGCCGCCGUGCCGGGCGCUUAGAGAGGGAGUGCGGCCGUGCCGGCCGUGACAGCACCCACCAUGCCGAGGUCCUUCCUAGUGAAGAGCAAGAAAGCGCACAGCUACCACCAGCCUCGUUCCGCUGACGAGGACUACAGCCUGCGGCUGGAGACGGUGCUAGCCCAGAUCUGUGCAGGUAGGACAUCAAACCUUGGCGGGAGCGGGCCGCCGCGGGAGCCUUCCCGGGGGCGCUUUUCCCCGGAAUCCCACCUUACCGAGGCUGCCGAUGGCACCUCCGAGUCAGCGCCCAGCUGCGAGGGCAGUGUCUGUGACAGAGUGUCCGAGUUCGAGGACUUCUGGAGACCUCCCUCGCCCUCCGUCUCGCCAGCCUCGGAGAGAUCUGUGUGUCCAUCCCUAGAUGAAGCACCCCCUUUCUCAGUGCCCUUCAAACCGUACAUGUGGAACAGUCUGGGUGGCUCUGAGCUCAGACACCUUGUGCAAAGCUACAGGCCCUGCCCGACGCUGGAGCGGACCUCAGCCCUGGGGCUCUUCUGCGACCGAGGCUCGGAGCCCGCCCUCUAUGGCGCCGAGUGUAGCUCUUCCCUGGGACUGUAUGGUGACUUCAGCUCCCCGGGCCCGGGGCUGUUUGAGCGGCCGCCAGCAGCAGCUCCUGGACUCUAUGCUGAAACUCAGCCUGGACUGCAGCAGGAGAAGGGGCCAGGUGGCAUCAAAGUGGAGUCUGACCUCUUGUGCCGCCCACUGCUCAUCAGCACUGGCUCUUACAAGUGUGUCAAGUGCAGCAAGGUCUUCUCCACACCGCAUGGCCUUGAGGUACAUGUGCGCCGCUCACACAGCGGCACGAGGCCCUUUGCCUGUGACAUGUGUGGCAAGACCUUCGGCCAUGCAGUCAGCCUGGAGCAGCACAAGGCCGUGCACUCACAGGAACGCAGCUUUGAUUGUAAGAUUUGCGGCAAGAGUUUUAAGAGAUCUUCUACUCUGUCCACCCACCUGCUCAUCCACUCAGACACCCGACCCUACCCGUGCCAGUACUGUGGGAAGCGGUUCCACCAGAAAUCUGAUAUGAAGAAACACACCUUCAUUCACACAGGUGAGAAGCCUCAUAAGUGCCAGGUGUGUGGAAAAGCCUUUAGUCAAAGCUCCAACCUCAUCACCCACAGUCGGAAGCACACAGGCUUCAAGCCCUUUGGUUGUGAUCUGUGUGGCAAAGGCUUCCAACGAAAGGUGGAUUUACGGAGACACCGGGAGACGCAGCACGGCCUGAAAUGAGUCCAAACUACAAUACGGAAAGGGCUACAACACUAUGAGAACAGACUCCCUUGGCUUCCCUGCUGGACCCAAGCCCUGUCCUGAACACAGACCCUGGCAUUACCUUUCUGAACAAGAGCUCAAACAGGAAAGAAGAGGACAGAGCCAUGUGUUGACAGCUCAACCUGAAUGACUGUGAAGGGGCAAAGUAAAGGCUGGAGUUUCUCUCCUUCUCUUCCCCUUGUUGUUUCUGAAAUAACACUCUUUUAGAUAUAAAGCCUAUAUAUAUACUCCAAAGACGGAUAAGCUAUCAAAUAUCUGCAAGCUGGAAAAUAUUUCUGCCAUGGCCAUGAUGAACCCCUUCAAGUUUUCAGUAGCUUGAAUCAGCUGGCAGGAAAUCAUGGGUAUAACAGUGUUUACAUGGGGUAAUGACACAGACCCAUCAGCAUCUGCCCUGGUUGAGUUCAGUGCUGAAUGGGCUCACUCUUGGAUGACUUCCUGUCAGGAAAACCUGGAGGAACAGGACUGUGCAGUUUGACAUCUUGCUGGUUUUUAACCAAAGGUACCAGCUUGUGUCUGAUCCUGCUCUCACUUAUUCUAGUGCAAAUCAGAAGCUGCAUUAACAGUUACAGAGAGGUCCUUUUUAUCCUCCCUGAGCCACCUCUCUCUGUGCAAGGCCUGACUGCUUAUGUUUGAAGCAUGGAGGGUUACUUCUUCCUACAUCCACUAGGGAGAAGGAAGCUUGUGAAAGACCAGUGGAAAAGCCAAAGCACAGAAUUAUGCCUUAGAACUAGAAACCAAUCCAACAAGUGGACCUGCCUGAGGAGGGCAGGAGCACCAGGGAAGCACAGACUUUCUGUCCAGAACCAUUACUGGCUUAUGCACUCUGGGCUUGUUCUAAUAACUGGAAAAUAGCUACUUAAUAGCAUCAGUUGUAUAUUUGUUUUUGGUUUUUUAAUUUUUAAAGGGAAACUUUCUGAGGUGGGCAGGACUUACUGUAAAAGUAUAGUUUACUUAAUUUGCCUUAACAACUCUGCAUGUACCUCAGUUAAAAAAAAAAACAAAACUGUUUUUACUUUGUUGACAAGUUUGUAA